CUCUACUCUCUCCCCCCCCUUAUAUAUAAAUAAACUAUCCGUUCAUAUUGUUUUUGAUUAUCAGACUCACCUUUACUAGGUGUUGAUUCCGCCGAGAGAGCCACCAUGACGCGGCGUUGUUCGCAUUGCAGCAACAACGGACACAACUCUCGAACCUGUCCCACGCGCUCCUCUCUCGCGUCUUCGUCUUCUUCUCCUUUAUCCGGAGUGAAGCUCUUCGGCGUGAGGCUGACCGAUGGGUCAAUCAUUAAAAAGAGUGCGAGUAUGGGAAACUUGUCGGUGCACUACCAUUCGUCUCCAUCAGCUGCCGCUUCGCCUAAUCCUGACUCUCCUCUAUUUGAUCAUGUCCGUGAUUCGGCUCAUGUACCUGACGGCUAUUUGUCUGAUGACCCGGCUGCCCAUGCUAGCUGCUCUACCAAUCAACGCGGAGACAGAAAAAAAGGUGUCCCAUGGACUGAAGACGAGCAUCGGCUGUUCUUAAUUGGUCUCCAAAAAUUGGGAAAAGGAGAUUGGCGUGGAAUAGCUCGAAACUUUGUGGUAUCCAGGACUCCCACCCAGGUGGCAAGCCAUGCUCAGAAAUUUUUCAUCCGGCAGAGCAAUGCCACUCGGAGAAAGAGACGGUCCAGUCUUUUUGAUAUGGUUCCAGAAAUGGCCACAGAUCCGCAGCCAGUGCCAGAAGAGCAAGAGUUGCCGUCUCCUUCUCGGGCAGGAGAUACUGGUAAUGCAGAUUCACUACCUUCAUUGAAUCUCUCUCUCAAGCCAGAAUUUGAACCCAUGGAUAUUUCAUCUCAAGAGCUAGUCAAGGAACCUGAUAAAACCGUGACGGGGCUGAGUGAAAUCAAACCAAUUGUUUCUACUUCAAAUGAAUUCAGCACAGUUGUUUCAGGUUCGAGUGAAUUCACAGCAGUUCCUGGAUUCUUCCCAGCUUUAUUGCCAGUUCCCUAUCCGUAUUGGCCUCCAAAUACCACCUCCUUCGAAGAAGGUGCGGGUGCAGCGGCUUCGCAUCAUGAGGUCCUGAAGCCAGUUCCAAUCAUUCCAAAGGAGCCUUUUGUUGUAGAUGAACUGGUCGGUAUGUCUCAUCUGCAUCUAGGAGAGACUGAUAGACACCACAGGGAGCCUUCACCACUCUCCCUGAAACUAAUCGGGGAGCCAUCAAGGCAGUCAGCGUUUCAUGCAAGUGCUCCAGCUGGUGGAUCAGAUUUAAGUAAUGGCAAGGCUAGUUCCAUCCAAGCAGUUUGAAUUCCAGGGACUGGUUAGUGUCCAAGUUUUGUUGGAUAUUAUUAUACAUAGGAUAACAACGAUCGGGUUUGAAAUAUAUUUUAUUAUUCUUUCUAACUGUAAACAGCUAGGAGUAUAAAUAAUUGAAUGGGUAGAGGCGACAUAUUACCUGUUUA
Populus nigra (black poplar) is the source of this 1394-nucleotide messenger RNA. RefSeq names its product transcription factor MYBS3. The record is from RefSeq and is a predicted model, not a curated record. Bases 106 to 1239 code for a protein of 377 amino acids. NCBI's taxonomy places the organism in Eukaryota, Viridiplantae, Streptophyta, Magnoliopsida, Malpighiales, Salicaceae. Gene Ontology annotation, biological process: response to gibberellin; response to ethylene; response to auxin. The transcript has 3 exons. Gene Ontology annotation, molecular function: DNA binding.